CGCAGCGGUCAGCUGGCAGUGCUCGCCAACCUGGGAGGGUCCCUGUUAUUCCACACAAUACACAGGCAUCGUCACUGACCCAGCGCUUUACUAGACAUACAAAUCAAAAUGCAUAUGAAGGCGAGCACUCGGACAGGGGGAAGCGGGAAAGCGUUUUAUUUCUUUCUUUUGUUGUCCAUGUUUUGAUUGCAUGGUUGAGCGGCAGGUGCGUUGUUAUAGAUCCGGGGACACGUUUCAUUGUUUUCUUUAGUUUUUUUUUUUUAAUCGUCAUUAAAAUGGACACAAACAGACUGAUUAGAAUGCGUCCCGCAUUAGAUUGAGUUUUGUUUGGGGUAAGACGAUACGGGUAGCAACGGGAAGCAUCUUGCAAAUCCAACGAAGGCAGCAUCCUGGUUAGGGCAGGGCUGGGAAUCUGGAGCUGCUGUCACCGCCCAUGCGUUCAUUCUAAAUAUAUUACAACUACUGCAUAUACGAAAUAAAUACGCGUGGCUUUAAGAUUUCGAAGAUUUUGUACAGGAAAAACCGUUGCCUCUCGUAAUUAUUCGAGCAAAAUAAAAUAUUUAAUCGAACUAUACUUGAUUACAAAAUUGUAUAAUAAAUCAUUUAAAAACAAAAACAAACAACAUAUUUCUAGUUCGUGUAUUUUCUCCUAGCUAGCCCAGGGUUUGUCUCCGCCUGUACUGUGGGAAGCAGCGCCACAAAAGCCAGCCAAGAUGAUAGAGAUUCAGAUAGACGAGGUGGUGUACCAGGAUGACUACGGCUCUGUGUCGGUGAUGUCGGAGCGAGUGUCGGGCCUGGCGAACAGCAUCUACCGCGAGUUCGAGCGGCUGAUCUGUUGCUAUGACGAGGAGGUGGUGAAGGAGCUCAUGCCGCUGGUGGUGAACGUGCUCGAGAACCUGGACUCGGUGCUGACGGAGAACCAGGAGCACGAGGUGGAGCUCGAGCUGCUGAAGGAGGACAACGAGCAGCUCCUCACACAGUACGAGAGGGAGAAGGCGCUGCGCAAGCAAGCGGAGGAGAAGUUCAUUGAGUUCGAGGAUGCCCUGGAGGUGGAGAAGAAGGACUUGCAGACCCAGGUGGAGGUGCUGGAGCUGCAGACCAGGCAGUUGGAACUCAAGACCAGGAACUAUGCUGACCAGAUGACCCGUCUGGAGGAGCGCGAGUCGGAGAUGAAGAAGGAUUACAACACCCUCCACCAGAGACACACCGAGAUGAUCCAGACGUAUGUGGAACACAUUGAGAGGUCCAAGAUGCAGGUUGGAACUAACAGCCAGACUGACGGAGUUGGCAGCGGAAGAACUCAGCGCCACAAGUGGAGGAUAAGCAGAACGGAGCGACCUUCAUCACUCAGCCUGUUCCCCAGCACAGAGGGCAUGGAUGAUGAGUCUGAAUCGGGCCAGUCCUCUGCAGCUGCUACUCCCAGCACAACCGGAAGCAAGUCCAACACACCCACCUCUUCUGUGCCCUCUGCCGCUGUCACGCCCAUGGAGACAGUCAACGGCUUUGACAUCACUCGCAACAACAAGAAGAAGGGAGGAGCCAACAGGCAGAGCAGGAACAUGGAGGUGCAGGUCUUUCCGGAUACCAAGAACGUCGGCAUAGGGAUGGGCAGCAGUGACGAAUGUGAUGUUCAGGAUAUCAUCGAUUCCACCCCAGAGCUUGACAUGGCCCCGGACCCCCGGCUUCAACGCACUGGAAGCAGCCCGACACAGGGGAUUGUAAACCAGGCUUUUGGUAUCAACACAGACUCGCUGUACCAUGAGAUCUUCACUGCCAGCUCAGGGGUUAUAGGGGAUGUGGAUGAGGGGGCCGACCUGCUUGGGAUGGGGAAAGAAGUGGAGAACCUUCUGAUAGAGAACACACAGCUUCUGGAGACCAAGAACGCCCUGAACAUCGUGAAGAAUGACCUGAUUGCAAAGGUGGAUGAGCUUUCAAGCGAGCAGGAGGUUCUGCGAGGGGAGCUGGAGGCUGUCAGACAGACCAAGAGCAAGGUGGAGGGCAGGAUCAAGGAGCUGGAGGAGGAGCUCCGACGGGUGAAGGCAGAAGCUCUGGGUGCUGAGAACAAGGAUGAAGGCGUGGAGGAUUACUCUUCUCCACUGCAGGAUGACGUGCCCAUGACCCAGCGGCGGCGCUUCACUCGGAUAGAGAUGGCUCGCGUGCUCAUGGAGAGGAACCAGUACAAAGAGAGGCUAAUGGAGCUGCAGGAGGCUGUGCGAUGGACUGAGAUGAUCAGGGCCUCUCGUGAAAACCCCCAAAUGCAAGAGAAGAAAAAGUCUACCAUCUGGCAAUUUUUCGCCCGUCUCUUCAGCUCUUCCUCCAGCCCGCCCCCUGCCAAGCGGCCCUACACUGCGGUCAAUAUCCACUACAAGUCCCCCACGCCAGCUGGAUUCUCCCAGCGCCGCAACCACACCAUGUGCCAGAUCUCCACCAUGGGCCGCACACUCCAGUUUUUCCCGGAGGAAUUGGGCAGUAACGGUGUUGCAUCUCUCCUCAGCGACUGCGCACUGUCGGCCCGGCGAGAGCAGCGGCGCGAGCAGUACCGUCAGGUCCGAGAGCACAUGCGCAGCGACGACGGGCUCAUGCAGGCGUGCGGCUGGAGCCUGCCCCCGCGCUUCAAACAGACAGGCCCACCGGCAGAGCAUCCGCAGGAGGGGCCGCAGAAGAAACGGCAGCUGAGCCCCAACGGAGGUCAAGAAGAUAACCGCAUGAAGAACGUGCCUGUGCCAGUGUACUGUCGCCCCCUAGUGGAGAAGGACCCGACCAGAAAGCUGUGGUGCGCUGCUGGAGUGGACCUGACUGGCUGGAGGCAUGUGGAGGAGAGUGUGGUCAACGGGCUGAAGACAUCUUCCAGCAGCUCCGACCCGCUGACCGGGGAGGGGGAGGGGGAGGAGAGCAGGAGCAACCACAGCUCUCCUGAGAAGAAGGUGGUGAAGGAAGGUCCCGAGACAGAUGCCCUGUCCAGUCGGGUGUGGAUCCUCACCAGCACACACUCCGCCAGCAAGGUGGUGAUCAUUGAUGCCAACCAGCCUGGCUCACUAGUGGAUCAGUUCAACGUGUGCAACGCCCAUGUGCUGUGCAUCUCCAGUGUGCCAGCGGCCAGCGACAGUGACUACCCGGCUGGAGAGAUCUUCCUGGACCAAGGUGAGGGCGGCUCGGAGGAGGCAGGCGGGGUGGAGGGCAUGCUGGCCGGGAUCACCCUGGUUGGCUGUGCCACCCGCUGCAGUGUCGUCCGCAGCAACUGCUCCUCGCGCACAGACACACCCGUACUGGACAAGGGCCUGGUAUCCUCUCCCCCUGUAGCUCCGAUCAGCAAUGGCAAACUGAACCCGUCCCAGUCUGCAGAGGAGGCUACUGAAGCCACGGAGGUGUCGGAGCCAGCAGCCAGCGAGACGGUGCCGGUGUCAGCACGGCCCGGUCCAUUCACAGAGCACAUCUUCACUGACCUGGAGUCAACCAGUUCAAGGGAGCACGCGCAGGACAGGGAGGCAGGGCAGACCAAGGAGGAGUCCAGCACAGCAACAUCACAAGAGCCAGAGGAGGCAGGGGAGGAGCCUGGUGCAGUCACAAGCUCCGCCCCCACCAUGUGGCUCGGGGCUCAGAACGGCUGGCUCUAUGUUCACUCUGCUGUGUCCAAUUGGAAGAAAUGCCUGCACUCAAUCAAGCUGAAGGACUCUGUUCUCAGCCUGGUACACGUGAAGGGCCGUGUGCUGGUGGCAUUAGCAGACGGGACAUUGGCUAUCUUCCACAGAGCUGAAGACAGACAGUGGGACCUCAGUAACUACCACCUGAUGGACCUGGGCAGGCCUCAUCACUCCAUCCGCUGCAUGGCCAUGGUCCACGACAGGGUGUGGUGCGGCUACAAGAACAAGAUCCACGUCAUCCAGCCCAAGACCAUGCAGAUUGAGAAAUCGUUCGACGCUCACCCGCGGCGGGAGAGCCAGGUCCGGCAGCUGGCGUGGAUCGGGGACGGGGUGUGGGUGUCGAUUCGCCUGGAUUCCACGCUGCGGCUCUACCACGCUCUCACGCACCAGCACCUGCAGGACGUGGACAUCGAGCCCUACGUCAGCAAGAUGCUGGGUACUGGAAAGCUGGGCUUCUCAUUUGUGCGAAUCACAGCGCUGCUGAUCGCAGGGAACCUGCUGUGGGUAGGGACAGGGAACGGAGUGGUGAUCUCUAUCCCUCUGACUGAGACUGUAGUCCUACACCGGGGACAGCUCCUGGGUCUGAGGGCCAAUAAGACAUCUCCUUCCUCCUCGGAGGGCGGCCGGUCGGGAGGAGUGAUCCACGUGUAUGCCCAUGACAGCACGGAGCGCACGGCCGGGAGCUUCAUCCCCUACUGCUCCAUGGCCCAGGCGCAGCUCUGCUUCCACGGGCACAGGGACGCUGUCAAGUUCUUCGUGUCAGUGCCAGGCAACGUGCUGGCCACCUUGAAUGGAAGUGUUCUCGACAGCCCAACAGAGGCCCCUGGCUCCACAGCACCCCCUGAAGCUGACUCCCAGCGCUUGCACAACGUCCUGGUACUGAGUGGAGGAGAGGGCUACAUUGACUUCCGCAUUGGCGAUGGCGAGGAUGAUGAGACAGAGGAGGGCUCCAGCGAGGCUCCGCAGGUCAAAUCCACCUUGUCCAAGGCAGAGCGCAGCCACAUCAUCGUCUGGCAGGUGUCCUAUGUGCCGGAGUGAGGACAGGCAGACAGACAGAACUGCACCCCCUCCCCCAAAACAGCACCCUGCAUCCUAUCCACUGAGAAACAACAGUAACCUGCUCCCACUGGAACCUCCCUGUGUCGUCUCCCCCCCGCCCCUCCAGCAUCCAGCUCCCCCAUGCUUCUGGUCUACAGGGGCUCGCCACGCACCUUGUAAAUAAGCUAAUGAAGUUAAGAGGAACUUAAUAAAUGCAAUGACAAACAACAUUGAGAGAGGUUUCCUGUCGAAACGUUUGCCAUUGAAUCUAUUAUCACUUAGCUGUGAAAUCUGCUGGAAAGAUGCAAAGAAAUCUGUCCACUUUAUUGAAUCCUGGCGGGAUUUGUGAUGCUGGGUGCCUGCUGGCUCCGAAUGUCUCUUUUGUUGGUGGAAUGGUCCAGUUUCGAGGCUGCUUCGUAGAGCUGUCUCUACCAAAUUAACUGUGGAGUGUCAAAAACGGUUAGAAAGCUGACCAUAUAAUUCCAGUAUAUGCUUUGCUUUCUAGGUCUCAGAAUCAUUUUGUACAUUUUAUAGUACUUGCAAGAAAGGCCACGGGGUGAAUGACUUUAGGCUGGUUUCACAGACCCUGAUUAGCACUGAUCUUGGAUUACUUUACCUAAAGUAACAUUCGAUAAUCCGAGAUUACUGCUAAUCAGUCUGUGAAACCAGCCCUUAGAGGGUCAUGUAUCAAGCGAUUGCAACAGCAUUAAGGCCAGAGCGCAGAGUAUUCGCCAGCCUUACAAUUGCCCCGUAUGUAUCAUGACACUUCUGGCAAGUUACUGCCGUGUUAGCACCGCCAAAAUGCGCUGCGCCAUGCAAUGCGCUCCGCCGCUCAUUAGCCAUGCAUUUUAAGGCUUGUCAAGCCCUAAUUAUAUGCAUGGACAAAUUGUAGGUGGAGCUCAUUUGUAAAUUGUUGUGAUAUUAAAAUGAGAUUUAUGAAGCUGCAGAACAGCUGCACCGGCCCUAAAAGGGCGCAAAGAAAAAGUCAGAAAGCAGCUGAUAGGAAAGAGCAUUAUGGCAGCAGUCAUAGCGUAUUUCUUAUGAUGGAGGAUGCAGGCUCCUAACCUUCCUGAACAACCCAGGAACAGAGGGAGAGUAUUUAGGGUCCCCAUUACCAUUUUUGAUCUCCCUGAGAAUGAAAUUAUAGCUCGAUACCGGCUAUUUCAUUAUGUAUAAUUGUUUGUGUUUGUCGUAUAAUAAACUUGGUUCAUUAAGUUGUCCUUUUCAUUAUGUAUAUUUGGUAUUAUCCGUCGUAUAAUAAUAAUGUAAAGUCAAGACUGUUAGUCAACACGGGGCAUUUCGGCUUCUUCAGAUGAGCUACCUGGGUUUUAGUGGGUGAAAACCUGUGCAUUUUAUUUCAAACACAGGUUAGCCCAUUUUUAACUGUCAUUUCUAUCACUCCAAAUGGCCUACCUAUUGUUCAAUUGAGGUAGCCCAUUUGGAGGGGAGGCGCUAUUUUUCAGAUUAGUCUGUUAAUCUUUGCUAUCGGUAGGCCAUUUUGAGCACCGGAACAGCGCAUUUAAGCAUUUAAAUGUGUCAGCUUACACCGUGCCUCAUUAAUUUUGGGCCAGUUAAUACAUUCAGGAUGAGGUAAAAUUUGUGCCAUGGCAGAGCGCUACUUUACACUGACAAUUUGGUGCUGCAUCGGUCAAUCUUGAUACAUGUCCCCCUUUAGUGUUUUCAAUGUCUCUGCGUUUAAGUGCAGGACUGAAAAUGUACAAAAUUGUUUUUUUUAUUUAUUAUUAAUUCCUGAGAAAAUAAAAAACACCUUACCCGAAAAUCCAUACAAAUUGAUGGUAAUUUAAAUGUAAGAUUGACUGGAUUAUUUUGUUAGCUGUACCAGGGGGUACCUUUGAAAGACAACACAGCAGCCAAAGCCAGCCACAAUCCUAACAACUGUAUAUAUUGUAUUAUUAUUUUAAAGUAUUUAUUUAUUGUUUUUAAAGAGUAUUAACAACUGAGUCGAUACCAAACCUCAAAACAAUAGUCAAGCAAACCAAAUAUAGGAAAUGACAGGAAACCACAAUUCAAAAGAGUAGGAGAGAGCACAGGGUUCAGAAGUGAAGAUAGGAAAACAUAAAUACUGAAACUCCAAUGACAAACAACUCAACUGUCUCUCUCAACAUAAUUUUCUUUUAGUACUUCUAAAUCCAGCAGUAUUGAGUGUUUAAUGGAUGAGAAGACUGCACUGGCCCUGUAGGGCAGGACAGCCUCCAUGCUGUGUAAGAUUCUUGAUCCAGAGCUCAGGAUGACUUGCUUCCAGACAUCUAGCCAAUAGGAGCUGCAGCUCAGACAGAGAAUAUCUGCACCCGUCAAAGAGAGCAGCAGUCUUGGCAUGGGUCCACAAUGGGACUCUGUAUACUUACUAAUGGUAAAAAAAUAUAUAGUGUGUUGGCAGAAAAUCACUUCAGAACCCUUUGCAUCAUCUCUGGGAAAAGCAUUGAGGGCUCCUAGAAUGAGCCGAAACUGCAAGGACUGUUUAAUGGAAUCAGGAUUUGUAUGGCUUCCUGGGAUUUCAACAGCUGAUUGCAUCAUGGCAUUUCUUAAUUAGCAAGCUGUAGUGAUGUUGCUCCGGUCCCUUGGCUGGUACAACAUUCAUUGAGUUGAGGGCAAGGUUUUCUUUACUGCACUAGUUAGAAUCCAGACCCCAGAUACACUACAAUAACUCAUUACCCCUCACACAGUCUGUUACAAACUGCAGAUCAGCUACGUGCUGUCCCGCUGUGACCAGCAGCAAGGGGAACGCUGGCAGUCUCAGUCCGUGCUGCCCCGCUGUUCCCAGCAGCAAGGGUAACGCUGGCAGUCUCAGUCCGUGCUGCCCCGCUGUGACCAGCAGCAAGGGUAACACUGGCAGUCUCAGUCCGUGCUGCCCCGCUGUGCCCAGCAGCAAGGGUAACGCUGGCAGUCUCAGUCCGUGCUGCCCCGCUGUUCCCAGCAGCAAGGGUAACGCUGGCAGUCUCAGUCCGUGCUGCCCCGCUGUGCCCAGCAGCAAGGGUAACGCUGGCAGUCUCAGUCCGUGCUGCCCCGCUGUGCCCAGCAGCAAGGGGAACGCUGGCUGUCUCAGUCCGUGCUGUCCCGCUGUGACCAGCAGCAAGGGUAACGCUGGCAGUCUCAGUCCGUGCUGCCCCGCUGUGCCCAGCAGCAAGGGGAACGCUGGCUGUCUCAGUCCGUGCUGUCCCGCUGUGACCAGCAGCAAGGGGAACGCUGGCUGUCUCAGUCCGUGCUGUCCCGCUGUGACCAGCAGCAAGGGGAACGCUGGCAGUCUCAGUCCAUGCUGCCCUGCUGUGCCCAGCAGCAAGGGUAACGCUGGCAGUCUCAGUCCGUGCUGCCCCGCUGUGACCAGCAGCAAGGGGAACGCUGGCAGUCUCAGUCCGUGCUGCCCCGCUGUGACCAGCAGCAAGGCCAGGGGAGCGCUGGCCGGCUCUAUCGCUCCGCUAUUUUAUGUGUGUAAACCACCUUGUUUGUUGUGUCCCAGAGGCCUGUACACUUGCUGCUUGGUAUCCUGAUGUACGAAGAGGCCUCUUGUAAAGACUGCUGUAAGAUUAUCACCCCGCUUCCUUCCCUGUGCUAUGUAAUACACUCAUUAAACAUGGAACUUUAUCUGUAUGUAAUAAACAUAUUUGUGUUAUGAAA
This is a messenger RNA of Acipenser ruthenus (sterlet), 8312 nucleotides long. RefSeq names its product C-Jun-amino-terminal kinase-interacting protein 3-like. Gene Ontology annotation, molecular function: kinesin binding; JUN kinase binding; signaling receptor complex adaptor activity. NCBI's taxonomy places the organism in Eukaryota, Metazoa, Chordata, Actinopteri, Acipenseriformes, Acipenseridae. Gene Ontology annotation, biological process: vesicle-mediated transport. The transcript is spliced from 32 exons. The record is from RefSeq and is a predicted model, not a curated record. Gene Ontology annotation, cellular component: cytoplasm. Bases 714 to 4679 code for a protein of 1321 amino acids.